AUGAAGUCUUUACGAAAAAAAACCAUUCGCACACCUGAAAACGUCGCUGCCGUUAGGGCCGCUCUCAUAAAUAGUCACAAACGUUCUGCACGAAAACAUGCGUUAUCGUUAAAUUUGUCCAGUAAAAGCCUGCGUCGGAUUUUACACAGCGACAUAAACUAUCACCCGUAUAAGGUGCAGGUGAUUCAAGAAUUAAAACCUGCAGAUCUCUAUAGCCGCACGACUUUUCGCCGAGAAACGCUAACCCGGAUGGAUGAAAACGAAAACUCGAUUCAAAAUGUUUCCAAAAAUGGUGAUAUUCAUUGGCCGCCUCGAUCACGUGGUUUAUCAGUAUGCGAUUUCUUUUUGUAAGGGUAUUUAAAAAGUAUACCUUUAUGUACAGAAACCUCGAAAUAUUGAUGAAUUAAAAACCAAAAUUAAAGAAGAACUCGCCAGUACACCUUUGGAAGUGAUACGCCGUGUAGUGAAAAAUAUACGAAGUAGGGCAGAAGAGUGCUUGAGAAUAGAUGGCCAUCAUCUUGAGAACAUAAUUUUUAGAAAAUAA
This is a messenger RNA of Cinara cedri, 544 nucleotides long. The record is from the annotation of a GenBank genome assembly. NCBI's taxonomy places the organism in Eukaryota, Metazoa, Arthropoda, Insecta, Hemiptera, Aphididae.